UUUUUUUUUUACAGUCCUCCCCUCCCUCCUGGUCUCAGCUUCCCGAGCUCGUGUUUCACUGCAUCCAGCCCUGCUAGCUCUUUUGGUCUGGCAAAGAGAAAAUCCAAGCCCCUGCAGUAAAAAAAAAAGGAUGAAUAGUAACUCGGGGCAUUGCCAGCUGUUUGGCUUGAAGCUUUCCAAGUGCCUUUGAAGUGCUGCAAAAAGCGGUGGUGCACACACACGCCUGAUGAGGCACUUCAGAGAUGCCCGUUCCACUUCAGAAAUGACCCUGGGAAAAAACCAGCAACGUGUUUGAAGUGCUUCACUCCGGAGCGCUUCAUGUCAUGUUGGCACCCUCCAGCACAGCCCCGUAGGGGGCUGCUGGGUCCUCCAGCAUCCCACGGUGCUCUGCUCCCCACCCCUCCACACAGCUCGAAGCAGCUGCCUUGGUGACACGCUGAUCUCCACUGCUCCGAGCUCGCAGAAUCAAGCUCGCAUGUGGUCUCGGCUAUUGAUUUUCGGGCACAACGGCAAGCCAAGCCCUUGCUUUGCCUGCCCCCUGCUCCGAGGGCUCAGCCUGUGCGGUACUGGGAUAGCAUCGAGGGCCCUUUCGGAGCGGGUCCCCCGAGGUCAGCACCCAUGAUGUCACUGCAGAUCCCGCCUGCCCCACCUGCAAAGCGCUCUACCAACUGGAGGGAGUCGGAGGUGAUGGACCUACUGGACAUUUGGGGCGAGGAGGACAUUCAACGGGCACUCCGGACAACCCGUCGCAACCAGGCUGUCUACGAGCGCAUCGCCUCUGAAAUGACGCUGCGGGGGCAUAACCGCGACUGGCACCAGUGCCGCGCCAAGGCCAAGGUGCUAAAGGCACACUACAAGAAAGCCCGCGAGGCCAAUCGGGCUGGUGGCGGCUGCAAGGUGACGUGUGCCUACUACGAGGAGCUGUCACAGAUUCUAGAGGAGGACGACUCCACAGAGGCCCUCUACAUCGUCGACAUCGGUGGCAACCCUCAAGCCACUGAAAUCUCUGAUGCCUCGGACCGGGAGGAGAAGGAGGACGCUCCAGUUCUAGCCCCCAUCAUCAUCAAGGAGGAGGCGCUGGAGAUUCAGGAAGAGUCUCCAUCCUCGCAGGAGACCUCCGACGAGGCGGACGUCAAACCACCAGCCCCGUUCUGGCAGGACAUCCUCCUGACUUCACACCAGACCGGACCAUCAGCCUUGUGUCCGGCUGCGUCCUCCUCUCAGCCAACUGUGCCUUCCACGUUCCCAACGCCUGGGCAUCUGCCGACUGUCCUCUCGCAGCCCCUGCCAAGUGCUGCCCCACAGCUGCCGACAGCAGGCCAAGCCUCUCCUUCCCCAGGACCCAGCUGCCUGGGGAUGCAGACAGACUGGCUGGGCACACCACCCCCUGGCCCUGGGGAGAUGAGCAUUUCAUCAGAGCACAAGUCCCUUGGGAAGCAAGUCACAAGCAACCUGCAAACGUUGCCGCCGAUCGUAGAGCUGAAUGUUGGUGGGGAGAUGUACAUAACAACUCUGAGCACCUUGAAGAAACACCCAGGCUCCAAGCUGGCUGAGAUGUUUACGGGCCAGCCCAAGCUCCGGACUGACUCUGAGGGGAGGUACUUCAUCGACAGGCCAGGGACCUAUUUUAAAUACAUCUUGGAAUAUCUCCGUAGUAACCAAGUGCCCACACAAUGUGUCCAGGAUGUGUAUAAGGAGGCCUUGUAUUAUGACAUUGAGCCUCUGAUCAAGCAGCUGGAAGAUUCCCCGCAGAUCUUUGGUGAGCUGGUGGCAAGGAAACAGUUCCUGGCCCGUGUGCCCAGCUACAAUGAGAACAUUGAGCUGAUGAUCCGCAUCGCCAGGGCGGAGGCAGUCGCUUCCCGUCAGUCUAGUGUCAUGGCCUGUGUGGUCAGAACUGAGGAGGAUGUGGCCAAGUGUCACGAAGCCCUGAACAGUUUGGACACAGAUAAGAAAUCGGUGGUGAAGUUCGGCCCCUGGAAAGCAACACCAAGUAUUUCUGACCUGCUGGACUGCAUCAAAAUGGAUGUGGAAGCCAAAGGGUACAACGUUUCCAUCCAGCCCCACGUUGCAGAGAAAGGCUUCCGGUUCAAAUCCUAUGACUUUUUCUACAAAUUUGUCUUCACAUGGUGGUAGCAAAAAGCCACCCCUGGCAAGGAUUGUUAUUAAAACAAAGAGACUUUAAUGCAAACAGCCUUGAAUGGUAGCCGAGCAGCAUCCUUCCUGCAGAACCAUUUGGGAACCAUGCUGUGGACUUUCUGCAGAUAGAAGAGUAACAUGGGCCAGGGGAAGGCUCUCUUGUGAUGUCCUCUGCAGAGUUAAUGAGGAAUCAGGACUCUGUUUUAAUGGAAAAGUAAUAGAAAUGUGAUACACUAAAACUCAGAUCAUUUAUAUGAUCAUUUGUAUGAAGCAUCUGGGUUUUAACUCUAACUUUCAGUCAUUUUCUGCCAGCUCUCCUGAGAAGUGACAGGCCUGGCAGAGCCAAUACAGAUCAAGAAUAGG
Gavialis gangeticus (Gharial) is the source of this 2499-nucleotide messenger RNA. RefSeq names its product potassium channel tetramerization domain containing 14 (gene KCTD14). The coding region runs from base 619 to 2133 and encodes 504 amino acids. The record is from RefSeq and is a predicted model, not a curated record. Gene Ontology annotation, biological process: protein homooligomerization. The transcript is spliced from 3 exons. Gene Ontology annotation, molecular function: protein binding. Lineage: Eukaryota; Metazoa; Chordata; Crocodylia; Gavialidae.